Messenger RNA from Nylanderia fulva, 396 nucleotides. Lineage: Eukaryota; Metazoa; Arthropoda; Insecta; Hymenoptera; Formicidae. The record is from RefSeq and is a predicted model, not a curated record.
AUGGAGAGUUUCCUAACGAGAACGGAAUAUAGCCGUUGGAUAUUUCGCAUGGCUAACAACAGUGAAAGAGAAGAACGUGUAAAUGCACUUAUAAAAAGCGGUGAACAUGUAGUUAUUCGUUGGCCGGCGAAUUGCAUCGUUGGUCCACUGAAUGCAAAAAUGAAGAAAAAAUUUCUUAAUUGCAAGUGGACUCCGCACAUCGUGUCCAUUUUAGGAUUUGGAGAUUGGACAAGCAUGAACACGCAGCUUAAAAAUUAUCUUAAAUAUGAUGAGCCAAAUCCAACGAAGGAAGAUAGGAAGAAGUAUGCUGCUAAGAAGAAAGGCAGCAGUAGUAGUGAAGAGGAUGAUAAAAAGAAAGAAUUAAGGUAUGAAAAAAUUAAAAUUUUCAAGCCGUAA